AUGUGCAAUUUUUUGCACCUCCAAGACCCUAAGGACUGGGAGAACUUUGAUUGGGACGGUGAUAACGACGACGGCUCCGACGAUGACGAGGAGGCAAGCCCGUGUUCUGACAUGUUUCACGAACUGAGCUUUGGCAGCCGUUCAGUUAACGAAGCUUUAGUACAAAAGGUGAACCCUUCUGGGCGCAUCGGGAUUUUCUCAACUCUUAAGUUCCCCGAGGUGGAAGGAGGCACAGCAGAGGCCGCUCCGCAGGCCGGCCCCGUCACCACUGCGGAAGCGCCAGUGCUCCAGCAGCAGGACAUGGAUGCCUCACAAGCUGCCUCUGCGCCCAUGGACCUGUCUGCAGCCGUGCCACAGGCACAGGUUGAGGUUCCUCAGCCAGCAGAAGCGGCAGAUGCAGGUGAAAAGGCCAAUGACCGCGAAAAGCGCCGAGUCGCAGCCGCCGCCCUCGCCGGACCAGGACCCACUCCAGCACUGAAGGAAGUGUACUGCAAGUGUUUGCAGGUGGAGCUCACGACCAAGGAGCCCCUUGGCCAUGUGCAAACCGAGAGGGAAAUCCUCAUCCUGGACCCAGAUGGCCAGCAGAUUCCUCCGGUUGCGUACAACACGUUCGAUGAAUGCCCCUUCCCUUCGGAAGUGCUGGAUGAGGUGCGGAGAUCUGGCUUUGUGAAGCCCAGUCCGAUCCAGAUGUAUUCCUGGCCUUUGGCAGUGCAGAGCAAGGACAUCAUUGGCAUCGCAACAACCGGAAGCGGGAAAACCGUGGCUUUCUUGUUUCCAGCAUUCAAGUUCAUCAUCGAGACAAAAGCGAGUGCGAACGAUCCCACUCUCCUCUGCUUGUCACCAACUCGAGAACUGGCAGUCCAGGUUGAGAACGAGGCUCACAAGUUUGGUCGCGAUGCUGGCAUUGUGACUGUUUGCGUUUAUGGGGGUGUUGGCAACAAGCGGGAUCAAGGCAGAGACUUGGCCAAAGGGUGCCAUGUUCUGGUUGGUACGCCUGGCCGACUCAAUGACUUCGUUGAGGGAAAGGAGGUCUCCCUGAGUAACGUCUCAAAGUUGGUCGUUGACGAAGCCGAUCGCAUGCUUGACAUGGGCUUUGAGCCCCAGAUCCGCAAGGCAGUCAAUGAGGUGAAAUCGAAAAUGGAAAGGCAGACGCUUUUCUUCACAGCAACUUGGAAUACCAAUGUGCAGAAGAUUGCUGCCGACUUCCUCAACAAGCCUUUCCAGGUCAAGAUCGGCAGCACGGAACACCUCAAAGCUUCGGACAGCAUCAAGCAGAUUGUGAAAAUUGUUGACCCCGACAAGAAGGUCCGGCACCUCACAAAGCUGUUUCUGGAGUAUGACAUCUCCGAGAAAGGCCGUGGCGAGAACCGUGCGAUGAUUUUCUGCAACACGAAGAAGACCUGCGAGCAGCUCGAGGAUGGACUCAAUCGCGCCAGGGUUCGCUGCGACUCAAUUCAUGGUGACAAGGAGCAAAAGGAGCGUGAGCGAGCUCUAAAUGAUCUCCGUGACGGUUAUACGAAAAUCAUCUGCGCAACGGACGUGGCCGCUCGAGGCUUGGAUGUCAAGGGCGUAACCUUGGUGAUCAACUACGACCCACCCAAGAACGCAGAGGACUAUGUACACAGGAUUGGCCGAACUGGACGUGCUGGGCAUUCUGGCACGGCCGUGACUUUCCUCACUGAUCGAGAUGAUUUCCAAGCUCGUCAGAUCCGCACUGUCAUGCUCCGCAACAACCAGGAGGUCCCACGUGAGCUCCAGGCGCUUGUGGAUGGCACCCUCCCGCGCCGCCGCCGCAGCCGCUCCCGCCGUCGCAGCAGAUCACGGAGGCGCAGCCGAUCCCGCAGGCGCAGCCGGUCCAAGCGCAGAAGCCGCGAUCGGAGGAGCCGAGAGCGACGAAGCCGGGAUAGGCGGAGCCGCGACCGCGGAGAGCGCGAACAUCGAAGUCGAGACAGGCGCAGCCGAGACCGCCGAAGCCGAGAGAGGCCUCGCAAGAGAAGCGAGCCAAGGGAUGCAAGAUCUCGGUCAAGAGAUGACAGAGCGCAGCCAGAUGACAGCUUUGAGGAGCAGCGGCCUCCAGCUCAAAGUCCUCAAGCUUGGACGCCCCCGCAGCCAGCACAGUACCCUCCCCAAGCAUACCCUUCUCCAGUCCAGCCACACAUGCCAAAUCAUUACCCUGAGGCUGCCGCACCUCAGCCAUAUCCAGCGCACACGCCAGCACACGCAGCACAGGCACCACCUGCCCAACCCCAAUACAGCUGGUUAAAAGCGCCGGAGCCAGCGGCUGCACCAGCCCCACACUAUGCCACCCCUGCCACGCAUUAUGCGCCACCGCCCUCCGGGUAUGCCGCCCCUGCGCCGCAAUGGAGUGGCAUGCCGCAGCAUCCGCAACAGUCUGCACCGCAAGUGAUCCCUCCUCCUCAGCACUAUGGAACGGCACCCCAGGCCCAGCAAGUGCCACCCAGGCAGUACAGCUGGCUCCAGUAG
Molecule: messenger RNA, 2484 nt
Organism: Symbiodinium natans
Lineage: Eukaryota; Dinophyceae; Suessiales; Symbiodiniaceae
Source: the annotation of a GenBank genome assembly